AGAUUUAGUCGGCUCGUAACUGCAAUCACGUAAAGAUGAUUGGUGUUAAUAUUUAAUAAUAACUUCAAUAAUUUACUAUACAUAUUUUCCCAAAGAAUAAAGAAAGCCCUACGUAGGGUAUUCUUUUUAAUCAUCAACACCAGCGCACAGUUAGCGCAAUAAUAGAUGACUUCGAGAGGACGUAACCUCAGCAGACAAGUGCGCGUUAAAGUAUUUAUGCUGAGAAUUCAGCGACGAUUUUAUCACGAUGCUCGAAGGACUUGUAGCCUGGGUACUGAAUAAUUAUUUGGGAAAAUAUGUGGAAAAUCUGAACACCGAUCAACUCAGCAUAGCCUUACUCUCAGGAGAGGUUGAACUUGAAAAUUUGCCAUUGAAACGAGAGGCACUGCGUCAUAUCGGACUUCCAGUAGAAAUUAAAGCUGGCUUUCUUGGAAAAGUUCGCCUACAAAUUCCAGUACGUCAGAUAAGAACUGCAUCAUGGGUUAUAGUCAUUGAGCAAUUGUACUUGGUUGCAGGGCCAAUACGUUUAGAGGAGUAUGACAGUGAAGCUGAGGAACAAGCAGCAUUAGAAUAUAAACUUAGUAGACUAGAAGCAUUAGAAGCCCGAUGGCGUGCCGAUACAGAACGGGAUCCAGGAUACUAUGCUGCAAGCUACAGUUCUUGGCUGAAUUAUGGCACGUCCUUAGUGACAAAUAUCAUAGAAAAUCUUCAGCUCAAUAUAAAAGACGUGCACUUUCGAUACGAAGACGACGUCACCCUUGCAGCAGACAAUGGCGAUGGUAUAGCUCUAGGCGUAACUAUUGGAGCAUUAACAGCUCAAAGUUGCGACGCAAGCUGGAUUCCAGGAUCAACAUCCUGGAAUCUUGGCGACGCAUCAUUCAAGCUUAUGGAACUGGACGGCCUUUCUGUAUAUUGGAACCAUCUUAAGAAAGAUGAAUUUUUCAGCAAUCUUAAUUUGGGUGAUUUAGCUAUUGCUAUGAGCGAGUCGAAAAAAAGUAAAUGGAAGCAUAUUCUAUCGCCGGUGAGCGCUCGAGCUCAUAUAAAACGAGAUAGAUCAGACAGACCACUACGUUCCGCAAAUAGACCACGAGUUGUCUUAGAUCUAUUGCUGGAUCAAGUACCACUUGCUAUCACUGAUGUACAGUACGAAGAAAUGGUAAGAUGCGUUAGACAAUUGGAAGAUAUCGACCGACAAAGAAGGCUACGACGUUGUAGACCAUCGCAAUCGGUACGUGAGGCACCAAAGGAAUGGUGGAAAUACGCAGCGCGAUAUCAUAUAGGCCUUGAUACUCUAAAACCUCGCUGUACCUGGGAAGAUGUUCUACGACGCGCUAGAGAGAAUGUUGCGUACGUUGAAGCUUGCGCAAAAUUGCUAGGAACACCUACGACGAUCCUGCCAUCGGACACGAAGCAACUCAAAGACAUUGUGGAGCAAGAAAGAAGUUAUGACGAAUUACGCGUGUUGCGUGACAUAGCGAUGACUAAAGUGCGUCCGCCAAAAACGAUGGAGACCAAUAGCAACAAUGUAAGUUCCCCACAGGCACGGGGUAUGCUAGUGCAAUGGUUCCCACAAUGGUGGGGCUGGUACUCAAAAACGCCAAAUAGUAACCAGAGUCAGUCGUCGCCCUUUGACGGAGAAUUGCUAGAUGCCUUGGCUGAUACCAUGGACGACGACACACUGCUACGUAGGGACACUGUAUUCGGACAAUUUAAUUUUGCCCUGAGUCGUGGUGCUAUUUCCCUAUGUUCUGCUGAGAAGACUGUAAUGGAAUUGCGGUUUGAAAAAGUCAACCUGAGUUACGAGUCCCGACCUCGUUCGGGUUCACAUAAAUUCUCAGUCAGCCUUGGGGCACUUUACCUUCACGACUUCCUCACACAAAAUUCCAGCUUUCCUGUUCUGGUUCAACCACAAAGUAUGUCGAGUUCUACGGGUUCCUCAUCGAGACUCCGCGGAUCGUCCGACAUAUUAACUAGUCAACUGUCUACGCUUUUCGAGCUGGUAUAUGAGAAGAGGCCAUUGCACCUGAGCAUGGACCAUUCGUUGCGAGUUCACUCGCGAUCUCUAGACGUUGUUUAUAAUCCCGUAGCUAUUAGAUGGCUUAUAGACUUUAUAUGCGAACCGCACAGACAUGCAGCUAAUCAGAAGCUUCAGGCUAUGAAGAGGAGGACGCGUAGACAGAUAAUGAAGAAUUGGGAGCAAAUACUCGAAGGGGAUUUUGUAUACAGAUCAUCUUGGGACUUACAGUUUGACAUAUCCGCACCACAGAUCUUGCUAGUAGAGAAAUUUACUGAUGCAGGGGCAGCUGUUGUCGUUGUAGACUUCGGACGAUUGCAUCUAUCUAACAAUAAGGAUGAGGUGAUUCUAAAGGCAGGAUCACCAACAGCAAGUGACGAUGACGAUGAAAGAUAUGAAACACCGUGCUCGACGCCACCAGGAAGUCAAGAAAGUGGAUCGCUACAAGAAAUACAAGCCUUGUCAGAGGCAGCUUUACACCAAAGACUCUACGACCAAUACACAAUAGAUCUAGCAGAUCUUCAAGUCUUAGUGGGCAAAGUUCGAGACAAUUGGAAGCACGCGCGUACACGAGGGAUGUCGAAUCUUCAUGUUUUGGAAAGAUUCAAUAUCUCUCUUCAGAUAGAGCGUCGAAUCAUCACCACGACCGAUCCACAGUUUCCAUCGGUAACUGUGUCCGGUAAUCUACCAAGAUUAGUGGUUCAUGUGAACGAACAAAAAGUGGAAGCAAUUCGAUCCAUGUGGAAUUUGCUGGCUGGUUCAAUGGGUAGUGUUGAGGUGAAUGAACCAGGAAGUCCGAAAAAAGAAGAAAGUAUAGAACGUCCCUCUGGCUGUCCAAUGAUGAUACAAUUUAUUAUUGAUCAAAUGACUUUUGAACUUCAGUCAAGAGGUCGAAGUGUCGCAGAAUUACAAGUGUCUGGUGUGCGCGCUUCAUUAAGCAAAAGACCGGCAGACUUGAGUGCGUCAUUGUCGGUUCAUGGACUAUUGUUGGUUGAUGCAUUGCAGGAAUUUGGACCGGAUUUUGAAUUAUUAGUUGCAAGUCACAAGCACGUGGGUAUGGACAGUGUUUCAGGAAGUUUGCGUGAUUCGGAACCGACGUCACCUACAUCGCCCAAUUCACCGGGAUCACCUGACCCUUCGGUUCCUAGGAGAUUGACGUCCUCCGUUGCUUUAUCACGGGCAUUAUCUACCCUUGCACAUGAUUCGAAAAAUCCAGUUGCAUCAAAGAACAACUCUCUGAUUGGUCUGGAUCAACUGGAUUCGGAAGCUUUAAUAGUGGUUGAACUUAUGCUGGUUGAUGAUCCGUUGGAGAGUCUUCGAGUAGCUAAUAUACAAUUCAAUAAUUUAGAUAUCAUUGCAAAUCAGGAAACAAUAGUAGAACUUAUGGGCUUUGCCAGAAGACUAUUUCCCCAGGAGAAUAAAAAUAAAAGAUACCAACAGCAAGAAUCACAAGCCAAUGUCACAUCAGGAUAUAAAUCUUCAACCAGAACAGAAAUUACAUUUGAUUUUCAUCGUCUAAAUGUGUUACUGUUGAGAGCAGUUAUGCAGGAAAGCCAUCUGGUGGGACAGAAAAUAGCUACUGCGACUAUGUCUGAUGCAAGAAUUCAAGCCACCCUAGCAUCUGAUGCAUCGGUGUCUGGUUCUCUUGGAGGACUUCAGGUCCUAGAUCAAACUCCAACAGGAAAAAUGCACCAAAGAAUUCUUAGCGUCGGUCGGGAUCCUUUGGCAGAUCCUCCUCGUCAUCCUCUGGAACAUGUGACGCUUGUUAAUCAGCCUGAGGCUUUUCGAUUCUCCGCUAAUCGCAGUACACACUAUGCCCCACCAUUAGAAAAGUCAGAUAUUACAGAAAGCCUGACGGAAAUCACUGUUAGAAUUGGAAGCGUCUGGUAUACACAUGCUCCUCAUCUCAUCUCUGAAUUAAGAUCUUGUGCUGAUGAAUUUAAACAAUACUUGAGCAACUUAGCAAGACAAAUUGGAGCAGCUGCUACAGACAUGGCUAUUGGAUUGGUUAAUGCUGAAGAUUGGUCCGUACCACAACGUCGAAGACUACCAAGUUUAUCAGCCGAUGCUCCUGAGCAAUGUACUAAUCCUAUUCUCAGAUUAGAUGUCCUAUUAGAUAGUCCAGUUCUCGUUAUACCAAGGAGUUCACACAGUACCCAAGUUUUCGUGGCACACUUAGGAACAAUGUCUUUACAGCAUGAACCACCAAUCUCUUCAAGUUCUAGAAACAAAAUUACUUUUGAGGUACGCAACAUGAACCUCUACUCUCUGGAUGUUAUUACAAGACCUACUCAUCCUCAUGGCGUUCAGACACAUGGGGCCUUGCCAAUACGCGCAGAAGUAAUGUACAACUGCAAAGAAUCAGGAAAACCAAUUCUUCACGAUACUCUAUUAAAAAUCGUCGUGGAACGUGAACCGUACAGACCUAUUCAGAGUCCAGGUUUUCUCUCUGAAUCAGAUGGUCCAAUAGUUCAAGUGCAUGGGACAGUAGUGACACCAUUGAAAGUUUCUUUAUCAAGAGGACAAUACGAACAACUCUUGGACACAAUCAACAGACUGUUCUCCACUGAAGUGAUGGAAACUACGAUACGAAAACCACAAGCAUCACAGCCAGUUUCUUAUUACUCGGAUAAAUUUGAUUUGUCAUUAAAAGUAUUGUUCGAACUUCCUAUACUCAGUAUAGAGCUAAAGCAGGAUCACCUGGAACAACCAUUGGUGGCUUUAUCCAUGCGUGAUUUUGUAGCUAAAUAUGAGAAGUUACAGAAAUUCGAAUCAACAACUCAAGUUGCACUUCGAUCUCUGUUGAUGGAAGAUUUAUUAUGCGCCGUAGGAUCUAGAUACAGGUAUAUGAUGCAAUCUACUGCACCGACAAGAGCAAGAUUACCUGUUGGAGUAUCGCGAUCCUGUCCUGACUUGGCAUUUGCUCAACAAUGGAAAAAUAAUUUUGUUUGGGGUAGCUUACCUGAUCGAUUAGAAACAGACACACUUUAUGGUGCUGUGCCAGCCCAUUGGAGAAGAAAACCAGCCUCUCUGGUGAAUACACCGAAUACGCCACCACCGUCUCCAGGAGUCGUUAGCGAAGAAAAUCUCAUUUUGAUCAGUAUUCGCAUUACAGAACCAAUACAAACUGACAUAGAUGAUGAACCUUUGGAAAAAUGCAAAUUCGUUUCGGUUGAUUUCAACUGUCUGGAUUUAGUUGUCAGCGUUGAAAGUUGGAUGGUAGUUUUAGACUUUCUGGGAAUAGGUGCACCUAACUCACUUGGACCUAACGUUACUGUGCACAGAACAUAUGUGGAUACAGAUCUAACAAAUGGAUACGAUAAGGUGGAUGGAAGUUGUGAUACGGUGUCAAUGAAAUCCGAAACCGAAGUGGAAGUCAGGUCGUUAACUUUAGUCCUGAUUCAGUCAGAACGAGAAAUCGCUAAAGCCAAUAUUUCCAAUGCCAGUGUUCAUGUUCUCAAAGCUGGAGGGAAAACAACAAUUUUUGGCUCUUUGGGUUCCAUGUCUCUUCUUGAUUUAACACCUCAUGGCAGAUUAUAUCGAGAAAGGUUCCUAUCUUCAGGACGGGAAGCCCUGAACUUUCAAUAUUCAAGUUACUCAGAUUCAGAUAAUCGAGAACAUGAUGCUCGGUUGAAGCUUAAAAUGUCAGCUGUACAUUACGUUCACACUCAGCGCUUUGUAUCUGAAUUGCAAGCCUUCUUUAGUCACUUUUCACAGUUGCAAACCGUCAUGGCAACUCUACGGGCUGAUGAUGGUACAGUUGUCGAUAUGAACAAACGCAGCAUGCGACUGUCAUUGGAAUUGCACGCUGGUGCGCCUGUCAUCCUCUUGCCUGUCAGCUCAACAUCCGAAGAGUUAAUUCUUUUGGAUCUGGGAGAACUGACUGCCCACAACUCAUUUGAAUUUUCUGAACAAGCUUCCGAAUGUCUUCUUGACGUGAUGCUACUCGAGCUAGUAAAUAUGGAUGUCUUUGCCGUGAAGAAAUUAAAAACUGAGGACGAUCAAUCCGAUUUAGAUUGCUUGACGGUUGGUGGAUUUACCGUUAAAAAGCUGGGUCCAUCCUUGCUCACUGAAAAGUGCCACUUGAGUUUGAGGGUUGAAAGAAAUUUAGACUUUCGCGUCAGUCGACUUAUUCCAGACUUGAGCGUGCGUGGUACUUUGUCCACUAUGGACUGUGCAUUGGAUCCAGCCCAGUACAUGCUGAUACGUGGUUUACUGUCUUAUAACAUAGGCGAAAAUCUUGAUGAUCUUAGGGUAUAUAUGCAGGAUCUAGAGACAGUUACAGAUUUUUCACCAACUAAUGACCAGACGGACAAAGUCUGGACGAAAUCCUGGAUUGGAUUGGAAUUGGUGAACGUGACCCUGAGACUUCAUCCCAAUCACGGUUUAGCUGCAUUGGCCUGCGUCAACUUCAUUAAGUCGAGAUUAACUUUAGAUUCGUUGAGUGAUGGCUCGCAGGAUAUUGACUUGGUGUCGCGUGAGAUUUUAGUUACGGAUACAAGAUUUCAGGAUGAACCUAUCAAUCGACACUCUAACGUCUUCACGAGUAUUCUUCAGCCUUUACGAGAUGCAGGAGCUGAGGAUCGGGUACAGGCUGAAGUGCAUCACAGAAGAAGAACAAAUAUUGCAGCAACAACUAUUCUAUUGCACAGCAUGAGACUAACUGCCAUCCUUGAUUGGUGGGAAGCCGCUAAAGACUUUUUACUACUUAACGCACCUGAGCCAGCUCCUAUUCCAGGAAUAUCAAGAACAGUGCUUUCUCAGGAUCCUGAAAAGAUUCAGGAGACCAUCCCCAUAGAAUUUAAGCUGAAUAUCACGGAUUCCGAAUUGGUUCUAGUCGAGGAUACGUCGUUAUUUGACACCAACACGGUUAUUCUGAAGUCAACUACAAUUCUUGUGUACCGUUCCAAUCCUCAACAUGGAGAGAAACCCCUAUCUUGUAACUUAUCUAGGUGCGAGUUAUUCUCUUGCAUCUUGGGUAUGGAGGAUGAAACUGCACUUUCUAUAAUUGAUCCAGUUAGUGCGAGCUUGGAGUUGACUCAGGAACGAACCUUAGAAAUUCAACUUCAGCCAAUGAGCGUCCGUUUAAGUUACCACGACGUAGCAAUGUUUGUCCGUAUGUUGAGUUCUUUGCCAAAACAAACUCUCUGGGCCAAACAAAGAUCAACUGCACCACCACCGAUUACCAAAAGUCAUGUUGUCAAACUCUCAGCUCUGGGAUUUACUGAAAUAGAUUGCGAAGCUGCACUCGAUAGAUGCAACGGACAAUUGGACGAUGCGGCACUUUGGCUUACACAAAAUGCAGUACCUAGUACUGAAUCAGUUAGAAACGGACUUGGAUUUUCCCAACUGGAACUUCAAACAUCUUGUCUUAGGAUUUGUAUCAUUGAUGACUGCCGGGACGCCGAUGUACCUUUACUUGAGUUGACAUUAUCGGAUCUUUUAGCACGUCAAGCUCUUACUGGAGCCGGGCUUGUAUCGGCAACUUUCACAGUGGACUAUUAUAAUCGUGCACUAAGCGGAUGGGAACCGUUUGUAGAACCUUGGAGAGCCACAAUCGAGUGGGAACAAACUUUAACGAGUUCAUUAGCUCCAAAGAGAUUACAAAUGUCUGUCAAUUCAAACGAUUCCGUCAACGUUAACAUCACAUCAACUCUCGUGGAGCUAGUGCAACUUGUCAAGCAUAAUUGGACACAGGAUUACUAUUUAUCAAGCAAGGAUGUCGUGAGUAGACCAUUCGGCAGUCCACCAGGAUACAGAAGACGGUCUCCCUUUGUGCCAUUUGCUCUGAAAAACGAGACAGGAUCUUGGAUUUGGUUCAAGACUUUUAUUGCUACUGCUGAUGGUGUAAAAGAAGUUGGUCAGCAUUGUGAAACUAAGGGAAUUUUAAAUAAGGAUGAGACUUGGAUAGAAGUUGCGCCAGAAGCAACUGUACCAUUCACAUUCGAAGGAAGAGGGAAGCUUAGGCAUCAUUCAACUCAUAUCGUUCGAAGACAUCAAGUUGCUGUUCUAGUUGAUGGGUGGAGACCAGUUGAUUCUGUUACUGUUGACAGAGUCGGAAUUUACUUUCGACAUGCAUACGCAGAAACCAAGGGACAUCAGUUUCAGGCCACAUCAAAAGCCAGGGUUGUUUUUGCUGUUGAAUUAGAAGGAUCAGCAAGAAAGUUGGUAACAGUACGUUCUGCUCUGCAAGUACUCAACAAGUUAGCAUACACCGUUGAAGUGAAGCUGGAGAAACCUCUUGGUUAUGUGCCAACGUAUCCCAAUGUGAGUGGAAGAGUAUUGCAAGUGCCCGCACAAUCAACUGUAUCAAUUCCAUUAACGCACACUGGAGUACAAAUGUGGCUCAGACCUGUUCAUCCAACAUACUCAUUCCAAUAUUGCAUGGAACCUACUGAUUGGACAACAGUUAAAAAACCCUCAGAGAUUAUUGAAAUUCAUACAACCUGCAAAACCAAUCAGAACAAUAUUUUUCGAAUGUGCGUUGCUGUGAAAAGGAACAAUUACCCAGCUGAUGUUGGCCAAGCGAUUCCUGCACAUUCGAUAUCCCUACUCGCACCAGUUACGCUUACCAAUUUGUUACCACAUGAAUUCUUGUACAGUGCAGGAUCAGAGAACGGUCGAAUUUCACCAGGAAAAAGUGCCGAUCUUCAUGAACCAAACGUGAAUGAACAACUUGAAAUUACAAUACGACUCGAUGGCUACUCUGGUGCAGGAACAUUGCUACUUCCGCCAAAUUGUGGUUCAUUCACGGGUCGAUUACGCUUGUCAGAUUCAAUGGGCAGAAUUUUGUUCCUCUACGCAGCUGUAGUAGUAGAAAAAGGAUCAGCACUUCGAGUGAACAUAACGGCGCCGUAUUGGAUAAUAAAUAAAACUGGUCUGCCAUUGGUUUUCCGUCAGGAGGGCGUUGGCACGGAAGCUGCUGGACAAUUUGAAGAGCACGAAAGAGCGCGAAUGGUUGCACCAUUAUUAUUUUCAUUCAGUGACGAAGAAGCCAGUCGAACACUCUCAAUUCGAGUUGGCACCGGAGUUCAUCCUCAAGGUGUGCCGCAAUGGUGUCAACAUUUUCAUCUACAGCUGGGAGUGCAGGUACCUCGACUCAGAGUCAGUCUUAGAGAUGGUAGGCCGGACAUCGUUUACCUCAUUGGAGUUGCAACAAGAGCAGCAAGAGGACGCUAUUCGGCAACAACAGUUGUUACGCUGUCACCAAGAUACCAGCUGCAUAACAAAUCAUCAUGCACAUUGGAAUUGGCUCAAAAGUGUUUCACCACGACAGUUAGUCAUCCAGGUGCACAGGCAACGUACAUAACGGCGAUGCCGGAUUGUCAUAUGCCUUUUCAUUGGCCAAGAUUGGAUAAAGAUCAACUACUCUGUGUCCGCAUGAUCGAUGUAGAUCAUUGUGCAUGGUCCGGAGGAAUUCAGCUGGAUGGCAAUUAUUCACUGACUAUUAAUCUACGCGAUAGAACUGGAAAAAUGCACUUUCUGCGGGUUGAUGUCGUUCUGCAGGAAAGUACCUACUUUAUUGUCUUUACAAAUGCUGACACGAUGCCACCGCCCAUACGUGUGGAUAACUUCUCAGAGGUUCCUCUAGUCAUCAAUCAGAGUGGUGUUGCUGACAGCUUACAAUGGACUGUGAGACCACACUCAUCAGUUCCUUAUGCACUGGAUGAACCAACACGUCCAGCAACCUUGUCAGUAACUGCACCAGGCGGUGUAACAGCAUCCUAUGACUUGAAUAUACUUGGAGAGAAUAGGGGCUUGACUUAUGAAAACUUCAUCUACAUUGCUUUCACUGGAACAUUUAAAAUCGAUGGUGAUCUCGGAACAGGGGAAACUGGUUUAGAUCCGCUUGACGUAGAAACUCAACGAUUAGUCCUAGAAGCUGGUCCUGGCGGUUGGGUAGGUCUACGACGUAAACAGUAUGGUGCACGUAGUCAACUUUGGAGAAUGACUGGUGAUGGACAACUGCAGCAUGAAGGGUCAAGCCCCCCGAGGGACAAGCAUGCAAGGACACCUGACACUGUUUUGGUGUUAGAUAUUGCUGGCACCGCACCGCAGCCAUUUACAUAUUGUUCCUUGGCUCUUCGACGACCUGAUCCCAGAAGAAGGUCUACACAGACUUGGAGAUUCACUGAUGAUGGCAGACUCUGCUGUGCCCAUCAGAAUAUGUGUGUACAGGCCAAAGAUGGCUUCAUGGGUCUUCACGAAGGCGGCGGCGUCGCCCGCUGGCAAAUGUGGAGUGAAGCCGCGUUAGGACCACAGACGCACAUCAGUCCUCCACCAAUUGAACAGCGAGUUGGUAGACAAAGACUACGACCUGGAUCUGGUUUUCUGUCUGUUAGAGUCACGACCGACGGACCAACAAGAGUGUUACAAGUUUUGGACAUCCUGGAAAGAAAAAAGAUGUUUGCUUUGCCAGAAGAACGAGACUGGUCGCACAUUGCUAUAACCGAACGACCAACUCAGGCGACUGCGGAGUCGCAGAGCGUAGAUUCUCGUGAGCUGCAGUUAAGUGUGCGCUUAGGGGCUGGUUUAGGACUUUCCAUAGUAUCAAGGAAACCAGCCGAGGAGUUGCUCUUUGCUCGAUUGGCAGGAAUUGCGCUGGAACUUGUACGAAUGCCAAGUAGCACUGCACUUGAUGUGAGCGUUGAAGAUGUUCAGAUUGAUAAUCAACUAUUUGAAGCGCAAUGCUCAUCGGUGCUGUAUACAACCAGAACUGCCAGGCCAGAUUCCGAAGCCAAACCUGCUGUACACCUGGUCGCAGAGAAAUUGCCAUCCAAGAAACGGAAUGCUGAGAUUUAUAAGCACCUGGUGCUCACGGUGAAACCUCUUUGUGUUCAUCUAGAGGAACGAUUGAUUUUGAGACUAGCUGCCUUUGUUGGCGCUGGUAGAUCUGAACUAGAUGCACCAGUCGAUGAAAAUGAUUUCAAGGCUCAGCGUUUUAUUUCAGAAGUCUCUGCUGCACAUGCUACUAGAUAUUACUUUGGUGCAUUAAAACUUGUUCCUAAUCAGGUGAAAUUGAGUGUUCUUACUACAACUAAAUUGCCACCACAACUACAAACUAUCAAGCGGAAGCUUGGCUUAACGUUAAUAAAGUUUGAAGAUGCGACGAUCGAAUUGGAGCCAUUUAUUAAGAGACAUCCUUUCGAGAGCAGCCAGUUUCUGAUUCACUCGAUUAUAAAACAUUACAAAGAUGAGCUGAAAUGGCAAGCUGCAGUCAUUUUGGGAUCCGUUGACUUCUUGGGAAAUCCCUUGGGUUUCGUGAACGACGUAUCCGAAGGAGUGUCCGGUCUGAUUUACGAGGGGAGCGUGAAAACCCUAGUCAAAAAUGUGACGCAUGGAAUUUCGAAUUCGGCUGCGAAAGUUACAGAAUCCUUAUCCGAUGGCCUCGGCUGGGUAAUAAUGGACGAAAGACACGAAGAAGCUAGACAAAGAAUUCGUUCGAAUACCGCAGGCAGUAGCGAUCACCUAGUUGCUGGUCUAAAAGGAUUGGGAUUUGGACUUCUUGGUGGUGUGACUAGUAUAUUCAAACAGACAUAUGAUGGUGCCACUAACGAAGGCUUUCCCGGAUUUUUUGCUGGCUUUGGAAAAGGUGUCGUUGGAACAUUAACGAAACCCGUUGUUGGUGUUCUUGAUCUAGCAACUGAAACGGCCACGGCAGUUCGUGAAACGAGCAGAAGCGCUCAUCGCGCUAUACCAAAAAGAGAUCGGUUACCUCGAGUGGCAAGUGGACCUGCAGGACUCUUACCACCAUACAACCAUCAGCAGGCUGAGGGACAGGAAUUCUUAUACAGUAUAAACAGCCGUGACUAUUCUGAAUUAUUCGUGGCUUACGAAUGUCUUCGUAGUGGCACUGACGAUCUCAGAGUAUUAGUAUCAAAUGAACGCGUACGAGUUAUAUCCGGUGGAACUAAAGGUGUUGUCACUGAGGUCAGCCUCGCUGAUCUGUUGCACUGUCAACCUACGCACAAGCUCGAAUCCAAUGGCAACAUGUUACAUUAUAUUGAAUUAACAUCAAGAACAGAUUCAACAUUGACAAUUAGCUUUGACGGACCUGAACCAUUGCGCCGACCAAAAGUUCGCUGCGACAAUGAGGAUGUGGCAAAAUGGGUUUCACAACAAAUUAACUAUGCAAAAGGCAUGCACGAGGAACACAGUUUAACACUUACUUCGUCAGACAACAUGCUUGACGAUAUUCAAUGUUACAAAUAGACAUUAACUAUGUCGAUUUCUACGGUUACGAGACUGAUAUAAGCUAUGAAAAUUCGAAGGUUGUAAAUUAAAAAAUUCUCGAGACGAUUAGAUUCGUGGAAUAAGGUAUACCUUUAUUGAUUAUGUUUACAUGACGUUCUCAAAUUGUUUUUAUCUACAAUUGGUAUAAGAGACUAAACGAGAGGGUGUACACGUGCCGAUUGGCACAAAUGAUUAAAUGCUUUCGCAUUAAAAUUUACCAUCCUAAUAAUACAGAGAGUACAAUGUGUAUUAUAAGAGUCAAGAGAGAUAUAUAUUAUUUACGUCAAUGAAGACUUAAUUUAUAUGGAAAAUCAGAAGGACUAUGUCUUAAGAUGUUAACUUCAUUACCGCUGUAUAUAACAAAUACUCUAGUUUGUACUAACUCGCUUCCACUCGUUUCGACCUGGUGUAUAGUACCCUCAUAUGGAGAAAAAAGAGUUGAAUGAAUAUUUUAUUCUUAAUAAUCUUAUUUCUUAGUGGUCAUGUUGAGUGGAACGGAGUUAGAGAGUCAUCGAACCUCUCAUUCGAUGCUAUCGCAAUACAUUGCAUUUAGCGUAAGAACAUAGCGAUUUGAUUUUUAAGUUGUCACCUGUAACAUAGAUAUCUUGUAAUAAUAUGUAAUAUUAAACAUCGCGUUGAUCGUUGCCUUUGUUAGAUAUGUAGCAAACAUUUGCUCUAAUGUUAGAUUCUUAUUAUCUAGUUGUAGUAUAUUUAUUAACCAUGUAAUCAGAACAUGUAAAGAUUCUUUUUUUCUUACAAGAAAUAGAAAAGUUUCCUUGGCGUUUAUAUUAAGCAAACAAAUUUUGAUCAGUUUUGAAUUAAGACAAACGUUUUAUUAUUUUUAUUUCCUUCUGCUUCCUGUUUCCUUAAUUGUGAGAUGACGAGUGCCAAAUAAUAUCUUUUCAUAUGAUUAAAGAUUUUGAAGAAAUACAUACAGUAUUUAGAAAAA
This is a messenger RNA of Cephus cinctus (wheat stem sawfly), 13196 nucleotides long. RefSeq names its product vacuolar protein sorting-associated protein 13D (gene Vps13D). Bases 248 to 12226 code for a protein of 3992 amino acids. Lineage: Eukaryota; Metazoa; Arthropoda; Insecta; Hymenoptera; Cephidae. Gene Ontology annotation, molecular function: protein binding. Gene Ontology annotation, biological process: mitochondrion organization; protein retention in Golgi apparatus; protein targeting to vacuole. The record is from RefSeq and is a predicted model, not a curated record. Gene Ontology annotation, cellular component: extrinsic component of membrane. The transcript has 31 exons.